AAAAUCCAAAAAAACACAAGGGUUAAGUGUGGCAUUGAUGUUUUUGGUAUAAAGCUCUUCUUAAAGUAAGAUCACCAAUGAUAGCUUCAGAGAGUACUUCCAAGACCUCGGAAACUAACUCAGUAAGUCAAGAGACCAAAGAAGAGAAGAAGAAACCGGUUAAAGACUCCGGUAAGCAUCCGGUUUACCGGGGAGUCCGAAAGAGGAACUGGGGAAAAUGGGUGUCGGAGAUACGUGAACCGAGGAAAAAAUCCCGUAUAUGGCUCGGAACGUUUCCUUCCCCGGAGAUGGCGGCGCGUGCACAUGACGUAGCUGCUCUAAGCAUUAAAGGAGCCUCCGCUAUACUCAACUUCCCAGACCUAGCCGGCUCUUUCCCGCGGCCUAGCUCACUUAACCCUCGAGACAUCCAAGUCGCGGCUCUCAAAGCCGCACACAUGGAGACCUCGCUGUAUUCUUCCUCUUCUUCUUCUUUCACGUUUUCAUCUUCACAGUCUUCUUCUUCGCUUGAGUCUCUUGUGUCUUCCUCUGGGACCGGCUCCGAGGAGCUAGGGGAGAUCGUAGAGCUACCAAGUUUGGGAUCGAGCUACGACGGUUUGACUCAACUAGGUAACGAGUUUAUAUUCUCUGACUCUGCAGACUUAUGGGCUUAUCCACCGCUAUGGUCAGAAGAUGAUUAUCAAAUGAUUCCUGCCUCGUUAUCACAAGAUUGGGAUCUUCAAGGACUGUAUAAUUAUUAAGUCAUAAUCAUAAAAAAUUACUAGUAAUUUUGUGUUUAAUAAUCACUUUUUAAUGAACCCUUUAUUUUGUA
Molecule: messenger RNA, 808 nt
Organism: Arabidopsis arenosa
Lineage: Eukaryota; Viridiplantae; Streptophyta; Magnoliopsida; Brassicales; Brassicaceae
Source: the annotation of a GenBank genome assembly